Messenger RNA from Fulvia fulva, 744 nucleotides. RefSeq lists its product as uncharacterized. Bases 1 to 744 code for a protein of 247 amino acids. Lineage: Eukaryota; Fungi; Ascomycota; Dothideomycetes; Mycosphaerellales; Mycosphaerellaceae. The transcript is spliced from 2 exons. The record is from RefSeq and is a predicted model, not a curated record.
AUGGACAAGUCGAUUCUGAAUAGAUUGCCCGCUGAACUUCGACUCCAAAUCUUCGAACACGUCUUCCCUCCAGGCGAUCUCGAUGUCAUCUUUGUCUGGGGCAGACGUACUCCUUUCACGACUCGCUGGCCACGACCGGGCAACAGCCACCUUGCGCUCUUGUCAACAUGCCAUCAACUUCGCACCGAAGCCAUGCCAGUUCUGCUUGCGCACACGCGACUCGUCGUUCGAACAGUGAUAUUAGAUCGGAAUACAAAGUUGGCAUCGAUUACCAACGCGAAGUGGCAAGACGUCGAUCCGCCGCUCGAGAUCAUCCGUUCAUGGGCACACAUGGCGCCGAACGUCGCCUCCAAGAUCAUAAUCUACCUUGGCGAAUGGUUCACCUGGUCUCAACGCGCUCCUCCCGAAGCCGUAGCAGAGCUCGUCCGCCUGACACAAUCCGAAGUCCAAGGAACGAAAGCAGAUUUGUCGAUCGGGAUCCGCGGGGACUCUUCGGCUUUCUGCAACGAGGCGACCAGAUUCGAGGUUGUCUUCCCGUCGACAUCGAGUCUCCCUCAGGCCAAAUUUUAUGUCCAGGAAGCUAUGAGUGGGAGGGAGAGGGCGAUUGAUCCUUUCUUUGAUCGAGAUAGGAUGUUUAGGGACUUGAGGUUGGCGAGGACGAAGUUUGAGAGGUUGUUUGAGAUUUUGGAGGAGGAUGCUGCGGAGAUCGAAAAAGGCGCAUGCAAGAAGAUUUCGAGCCUUUGA